Molecule: messenger RNA, 3942 nt
Organism: Porites lobata
Lineage: Eukaryota; Metazoa; Cnidaria; Anthozoa; Scleractinia; Poritidae
Source: the annotation of a GenBank genome assembly
AUGCGGCUUUUGACGCAUAAUAUGUUAACAUCACACGUCAAGGGUGUGAAGAAUGGCUAUCCUUUGGGUAUAGAGGUAAUUCCUUGAUAUAUUUCUUCACAUAGUUCUUUUGAAAACUGGGCAAUGACAAAAAGUCAUAGUCUUCUAUCAGAUUCGAUUUUCACGUGGUCUAGAGAUUUUCAUCUUUGGGAUCUGCUGAUGCUAAAAAUUUUCUCAGUAGCUCCCCAUGUCUGUCUCAAAAGUUAUGUGUAUAUAAUUAUUAUAUUGUAGGGGGACAAUGGGGUAUUGAACAACUAAAUAUCACAAUGAAAAAUUUCCAAAUACCAAAUUACUACAUUGAAAAUGCAGUAAUACAGCACUUCGUAAGGUAAAUUAAAUAAUCAGAGCGAUUGUAGAAUACCCGGCCCACUAAAUGUCUUACUUAGAAAACUGCUCCCAUAGUCCCGCAGUCAUGUUCUGUUAUGCCGAAUACUUCAAUCUAAGUGAGUGAAAUGCGUGCUCCUGAAAACCUUCAUUUCCGCAGUCGCUGAAUAGUGAAGAUAAAAGUGUAUACAACUAGUGCUCCCGCAGUCGAUGUCAAGUAGCUAGUGUGCUUAUAGAACAAGGUAUCCUUGUGCUCCCGCAGUCCCAUGCUCCUGCAGCUGAUGUCGGAAUUUAUUAUGCAAAUUCGGCAACUGCGGUACUGCGGGAGCAGUUUUUUAAGUUAUGUAUUUAGUGGGCCAGGUAUUCUGCAAUUUAGCCAAAUGGGAGCAAUCUAAAUAUUAUUAGCUAAAGUUGUCUACCUAGCCUCCUUCGCAGCCAUUACUUUUAAGGGUCGUCAUGCAACACUCCUCCCCAGGGAAGAAGCUCUGCGUGACACAUUGUGGUGCUUGAAAACAGUUUCAAAUUUGUAUGCCUGUAUUAUAAAAGCUGGCUAAUAAAGACCCAAAUCACAAAGAACUUGGGACUGUAGGACUCUCUUGUAGUACUUUAUUCCACAACUAUUAAUUGACCCAAUAAUUAGCAAAAUGUGUACAUCAGUCCAUCGUUUCUCAGAUAAUGGUCGACUACCCAGCAUCUGCCCGCAGCAUGAUACUUACAAUUAUUGUAACCUCUAGUUUUAUAUUAAUGUUAUUUUUUAUUAGGUUGUUAAUGUUGUUGUAAAUGAAGUAGACUUCAACCCAGAGUUUAUUUCCCGUAUGAUUGCUAAAGUAGAGUGGAGUGCUCUUCUGAAAGCAGCUGAACAGGUGAGAGGAACAUUUAACCCCUGUAUAUUCUUAGAGCAGCAAGCAUCUGAUUUUUCUGUAAGUAACAUUGCUAACCAAACAUCAAGCUCUUGAGAAUAAAGAAAAACUGUAAUCACCAAGUAAAAAGAUUUGGAUCAAAUUCUCCUUGUCAGCUCCACAGAAGUAUUUCGAGAACGAAGUGGAGAAAAUGCCUGCUGAUAUUAAGGCUGGUUUUUAUUAGAGUCAGAGACAUGAUGUUAUUGGAAUCGUAAGAGUGAUUAUGAUAUAGUGAAAAUAAAAAUCGAAGUUGUAAGGAAUGACAAAAGGCUCAUAAUUUACACCAUUUCCAUUUUCUUCUGACUCUUUUUGCGACCUGUUUUUGCUUAACCCUUUAAACCCUAAGAUCAAAAUUAGAAUUCUCAUUUGUUGCCCCUAUUCAUUUCCUACAGAAUUAGUGGGGAGAAGUUGUCAAAAUAUCAAGCAAAUUCAUCUUGUGAGAUCAUGUCCAUAAUUCUCAUGAACACUCUAUUUUACAAAGCAUUGAUAUUACAAGGAGAAAUUUGAUGCUGAUCACUCUUAGGGUGACAAGAGUUUGAGACUGCAACACUGUCAACUUCAUUAUUUUUCUUAUGAUCAGGUAGGAAGGUCUGAAGGUCUGCCCAGUGAAGUUAUCCCAGACUAUGAAAAGGAUGAAGAGUUCUUAAAGAAGGUCCACCAUGUUUUACUUGAGGUUAGUUGUCAAGAAAUUUUUUAAACUUUCAUUUAAGCCACCUCUCCUUAUUUUUGGCAUGUGUUCCAAAUUAACCAACCAUCCAUACUUACAUGUAUGCUGAUAAUAAAGAAAGAGCAGCUUUCUUUCUGCCAGUCUGGCCUACCUGCACCCAUUUUAAUCUGGAGGUUUUCAAAAACAUUUUUCCAAAUUUGUGGAACAUUGCUUAUUGGUUGAUCCCAACUGUUUACGAAAAUUUCAAAACAAUAGCUAUAUGUACAGUGUACAUGUAGGUGUGUAGUUUAGAGGUUGGAUUGAAGUGGAUGGAAAACAUUUUGUCCAGUUUUUUUCUUUUUUUUUUUUUUUUUUCAAUGAUUUAUUUGUACCUUGUUUUUUUGUUUUUGGUUAGGCUUUUGUACAUUAUUUUUUUUUUUGAGCAUUUUAGUGUUAUUCGAGCAUUUUAGUGGCAUUUUCCCCAGAAAAUUUUUUUUUGGUAGCCUUUUUUUUUCUCAGCAAAUUAGCAUUCAAAAUUCACAAAAACCUGCUAGAGGCUUUUUUGUUACUUGCAACACUUGCUGCCAGAGCACUUUGAAAUUAAUUUUAAAAACGUUUGUAUAAUGAGAUCUUUUAGUGACUUUUGGGGGCCAUACUUUAGGAGAUGGAGCAUUAUAUACAAAGCACAGUCAGUAGUCAAAAGCCUAUUUUUGGUAGUUUUUUUCCCAGCAAAUUAGCAUCACAGUGAAAUGUAUUUCCUGCCCCUCUGGGGAAUCAGGCCAUACUUGAUAUGAUUAUACAACAGAAUUUGUUUGGGGCUUAAUGAAAAAUUUGGGGCUUAAUUAAAGGGUCAAAACAUUUUUACAGGUUGAAGUUGAUGAAGGGUCACUGGUCUGUCCUGAGUCCGGAAGAAAAUUUCCAAUCAAGAAUGGAAUUCCCAACAUGCUGUUGAAUGAAGAUGAAGUUUAAUAAUUAUUAUAUUUUGUCCUGGAAGUGAGCAAACGUGUGAUUUUACAUGUCCCACAUGACAAGGCAAGGAAAAGUCAGCUCAGUGUAAGAUAGAGAACUCUGACAUCAGUUUUUAACAUCUGUGAAUGAAAGUGAAGAGUUAAAAGUUAACUUCACUCCAAACUAAAAUGUUAGAAGCUUUUGUUUGAAUGAAUGGGAUUUGUUAGCCUGACAUAGCUGUCACUCCAGGUUAUUUCGUCUUUUGGCUUUGACAAUGCAGAGCAGUGCUUUUAGGUUAAAAUAAAGCCCCAGAUGUAGUAAGUUUAAAAAUUCUGAGAUUUAUCAGUGCAUUUAGCGCUGACAGUAUGGCUGUAAGUGUUUUUUUUUUUCAGACAGGGUUUUUACACAUCUUGAAAACCCUUGAACUUCAGGACUCUUAUUUUGAGGUCUUGAAAGUGCUUUAAAUGUUGUUUUUGUUCAUUGAAAGUCCUUGAUUUUUUUUUACCAAGAGCAUCUAUAUUAUCAUUGCUUGAAAUUGUACAAUGUACUAAGUUUUUAAUUGGUGAGUGCAAAUGCAGAUGGAAUAAUCAUUAACAGCGUUACCAUUCAGUGGUGUUUCGUUAUCUUUGCUCACAUGUAAAUUGAGUCCAGGGGGAGUACUCUGGAUUUGAAGUGACGGGGAUGAUCAAAUGAUAUUUUUAGGGCCCAGGACUUGCAUUUCUAAUAGCCAAGCAAGGUCCUUGUCCCUAAGUGGCAAAAAAUGUAGAGAAUAUCAUGCUUACAAAAGGUAAUUUAGGGGAUAAAAGAACUCAGCAUAAAAGUAAGUACAUGUCAGGAGGAUAAAAGGGGGUGGGAUCAUUUUUCUUGGCUCUGGGGCCUCCAUUUACCUAGGCCUAAAAAUGAGGUGGGACCUCGGGCCCGCUGUGCCUCUUUCCCAGAUUCAUGACCUCCUAGACUAGCUUGGUACAAGUGCAUACAUACAACUUUGAGAUCAAUACAACGAAAUCUGAGUUAACAUUCUAUAAUAUACGAUACAACAUGUAGUAAUUAUACUCUUUAAAUGUACAUAUUUACAAUAAAGAUUCC